Messenger RNA from Rosa chinensis, 3715 nucleotides. RefSeq names its product probable boron transporter 2. Gene Ontology annotation, biological process: monoatomic anion transport; transmembrane transport; monoatomic ion homeostasis. The record is from RefSeq and is a predicted model, not a curated record. Gene Ontology annotation, cellular component: plasma membrane. NCBI's taxonomy places the organism in Eukaryota, Viridiplantae, Streptophyta, Magnoliopsida, Rosales, Rosaceae. Gene Ontology annotation, molecular function: solute:inorganic anion antiporter activity. The coding region runs from base 1190 to 3439 and encodes 749 amino acids. The transcript is spliced from 12 exons.
GAGAGUUAUAUAUGUCUACUCAUCACACACUAACUCAAACACGCUUUAGUUCAAGAGUUUAAUCUCCCACGUUUCUCUCUCAUUUGCUCAUUUAUUGAUUGCCUCAUAAGUCAGUAGUAUUGGCUCUGGUUCUGGGCUCACAUUUCAGUCUCUCUGCCUCAAAUGUCCUUUUAAUCUAUAUAUAACUCUGCUCUGAGUCUCAGGUGAUGUAGUUGCAAAGCUCAUACAACAUUCUCUGUGAGUUGUGAAUUUCUAUGUGUUUUUUGCUCCAAAGGGUCUUUCUUGAAUAAUGUAAUCUUGAUUCAAGUGUUCAUCUUGGUUCUCUUCUCUGUUUGGUUAAUUCCCAUUUGCUCAGAACUGUUCUGAAUCAUUUCUAGCAUGAAUUCAAUCAUGGGUUCUCGCUAAUCUUUCUGAGUAGGAUUUCUUGUCUAGUUUUGUUCAAUCAGCAAAAGAAGGUCUCCUUUUGUGUUCUGUGAAUGCCCAUUUGCUUCAAAUUGUUCUAAGAGCUCCCAAAUGCAGUUUCUGAUAAUGGGUUUUCGCUAAAUUGCUUGUUCUUGCUCUACCUAACAUUCAAGUUUGGAGCUUGAUUGUGACAUUUGCAGUUUAAAGUUCACAAAUUUCUUCAAGUAUCUGGUUUUUUAAGCAUUCUUAUGCAUCUGUGCACUAUAGGAAGCUUUUCUGAUAAGAGAAAGGAGAGGUGAUGGAUCUAACUUUUAUCAAAGUCAACCGCUAGUUUUGAUCUAAGCAUAUGGACGGUGCCUAUUCAUUUCGUUAGUUUUUCAACUUCCUGAUUCACUAUGAAUUCCAUUCGCUAAUUCACUGUGAUCCUGUACUUAUAUCAGCAUGGUGUCCAAGUAGUUAAAGUCAUUCCUAAUUUGAUUCCUUGAAAUGUAAAUUUCAUCUACCCUAUCAGUCCAUUUGUAUAUGGACCUAAUUAAGGUUCUAUCUUACGUCAAAUGUUCAAUGAAUCAACAGUCUCCUUUACUGGUAUUUUUCCUCGUUAAGAUUCCUAUUAUGAUCAAGAAAUCAUUCCUUCUCCACCCAUAAUUCUGUGCAUAUAUACUAAUGCAAACUUAGACACCAUACUGGCAUCUCGAGUCCAUAUCACUUAUUGCCCUGGUUACUUGUCACUCAAACAACAACUAGAAAGGUCUUCGUUCUUUCUUGUUCACAUAGUAUUGGACUUAUUAUGGAAGAAACGUUUGUUCCUUUUCGCGGGAUCAAGAAUGACCUCAAAGGAAGAAUUCUUUGCUACAAACAAGAUUGGGCUGGUGGUUUACGAGCGGGUAUAAGGAUCUUGGCCCCAACAACAUACGUAUUCUUUGCUUCAACAAUUCCAGUUAUAUCUUUUGGGGAGCAGCUGGAAAGAAAUACAAAUGGAACUUUGACUGCAGUACAGACUCUUGCAUCAACUGCAAUUUGUGGUGUUAUCCAUUCAAUUGUUGGAGGGCAGCCCCUGCUCAUACUAGGGGUGGCUGAACCAACAGUAUUGAUGUAUACAUUUAUGUUCAACUUUGCUAAGGACCGAAAGGAUUUGGGACAGGAACUCUUUUUAGCUUGGACUGGAUGGGUAUGUGUGUGGACAUCCAUUUUGCUCUUCUUGCUGGCCAUUCUGGGUGCUUGCUCUAUAAUCAAUAGGUUUACGCGUAUUGCUGGUGAAUUAUUUGGUCUUCUUAUCGCAAUGCUUUUUAUGCAGCAGGCCAUAAGAGGAGUUGUAGAGGAAUUUGGCGUACCUGAAAGAGAAAAGCCAAAUCAGACUGCACUCCUACCCUCUUGGAGGUUUGGCAAUGGAAUGUUUGCAUUAGUUCUGUCAUUUGGCCUUCUAUUUACUGCAUUGAGAAGUCGUAAAGCUAGAUCGUGGCGUUAUGGCACAGGUUGGCUACGUGGAUUUAUAGCGGAUUAUGGAGUCCCACUCAUGGUUCUUGUAUGGACUGCUGUAUCUUACAUACCGGUUAAUGAUGUCCCAAAAGGAAUCCCAAGACGACUUUUCAGUCCAAAUCCAUGGUCUCCUGGUGCAUACUCAAACUGGACAGUUAUCAAGGAGAUGAUGACUGUUCCUCCUUUAUAUAUAGUUGGAGCAUUUAUACCAGCAACUAUGAUUGCUGUGCUCUACUACUUUGAUCACAGUGUUGCAUCUCAACUUGCCCAACAGAAGGAGUUUAAUCUAAAGAAACCAGCUUCAUAUCACUAUGACCUUCUCCUUCUCGGAUUUCUGGUCAUAUUGUGUGGGCUUAUUGGCAUUCCCCCUGCCAAUGGUGUAAUUCCACAAUCUCCUAUGCAUACAAAAAGUUUAGCUACUCUAAAACAUCAGCUUUUGCGGAAUAAGCUUGUAGUAACAGCAAGGAAUAGUAUACGCAAAAACUCAACUUUGAGUCAAUUAUACCACAACAUGCAAGAAGCAUACAAUGAAAUGCAGACUCCACUAGUCUACCAACGUCCAUCUGCUCUGGGACUAAAAGAGCUGAAAGAAUCCACAGUCCAAUUAGCCUCAAGUACUGGCUACAUUGAUGCUCCUGUUGAUGAAACCGUUUUUGAUGUGGAUAAGGAUAUUGAUGAUCUUUUACCUAUUGAAGUAAAAGAGCAACGCCUCAGCAAUGUGCUUCAGGCAUUGCUGGCUGGUGGUUGUGUAGCUGCUAUGCCUCUUUUGAAGAAAAUCCCAACCUCAGUUCUUUGGGGUUAUUUUGCUUUUAUGGCAAUUGAAAGCUUGCCUGGAAACCAAUUCUGGGAGAGAAUAUUGUUUCUUUUCACUGCUCCAAGUCGAAGAUACAAGGUGCUGGAGAAGCAUCAUGGAACCUUUCUUGAGACUGUGCCUUUUAAAACAAUUGCGACCUUCACCUUGUUCCAGACAGCUUACUUGCUACUGUGUUUUGGCAUAACAUGGAUCCCAAUUGCCGGGGUGCUCUUCCCGUUGUUGAUCAUGCUUCUAGUCCCAGUGCGGCAGUAUUUGCUCCCUAAGUUUUUUAAAAGAGCUCACCUUCAAGACCUGGAUGCUGCAGAAUACGAGGAAGCCCCUGCCAUUGCUUUCAACAUGUCCUUUGAAGAUCAGGAUGUUCAGGCAAGAAUAAAUAACAUUGAUGGUGGGGAGAUACUUGAUGAAAUUAUUACAAGAAGCCGCGGGGAGAUCCGCCGCACUCAGAGUCCAAAAGUAUCAAGUUUGACCCCUACUUCUUCACUAGAAGGUAUAAAACCAGCUUAUAGCCCAAGGUUAACGCAGAGAGUAUACAGCCCCCGUUUAAAUGAACUGAGAGGAGAAAGAAGCCCCCGACUAAAUGUACAAGGUCACGAAACAGAAAACACUCCCAGCCCCCGUUUGAAUGAACUAAGAGGAGAACAAAGCCCCCGAAUGCAUGGUCAGGGAAUCGAAACAGUGCAGACUCCCAGCCCUGGACCAUCUGUCCUCGGACAAAGCACUCCUGGUUCUUCAAGCUACAAAACCUAGGAGUGUGAUCCAGGUGGAUUAUUUGGCAAUGGUACUCGAGAGGUCAUGUGCUAGGUUCAUGUGUAACUAAGUAUCAUAAGUUAUAGGUUAGUGCUCUUCGAACCUUUCCCGAUACUGUAGGUUGUUUCUACUGUACGUAGAGUCGGAGAUUAUGUAAAAGCUGUAAUUAUAUGUACCAUUCUGUCAUUUGCCUAUGGAACUUACCGUGAAUUACGCUGUGUAAAAAAUUCCUAAGCCAAUUAUUUUAUAUAUACUGUUGAGAUUGUCCAUUUAAAA